This is a messenger RNA of Coccomyxa subellipsoidea C-169, 564 nucleotides long. RefSeq names its product translation elongation factor P. The transcript is spliced from 5 exons. Gene Ontology annotation, cellular component: cytoplasm. Gene Ontology annotation, molecular function: translation elongation factor activity. Lineage: Eukaryota; Viridiplantae; Chlorophyta; Trebouxiophyceae; Coccomyxaceae. Gene Ontology annotation, biological process: peptide biosynthetic process; translational elongation. The record is from RefSeq and is a predicted model, not a curated record. The coding region runs from base 1 to 564 and encodes 187 amino acids.
AUGCAGCGCCCACCAGGGAACCUGAUAGAGCUGGAGGGGCGGCUGUACCAGGUGACUAAGCAUCAGCACACACAUGGCCAUGGCCGCCAGCUUGGCAAUGUGCAGCUGGAGUUACGGGACGUGCAGUCGCGGACGAAGCUGCAUGAACGCCGUCGGCCGUCGGACCUGGUGGAGGUUGUGCGCCUAAACGGGCGCGCAUACCAAUUCCUCUACAAGGACGAAGAGGGCCUGCUGCAGCUGAUGGACCCAACCAGCUUUGAGCAGAUAGCGGUGUACCCGGAGCUGUUCGGGGAUUCGGCGGCGUUCCUGGCGCCCGGCACAGAACUGUCCAUCAACUACACCGACGACGGCCAGCCAGUCAGCGGGGAGAUGCCUGCGACGGUGGAGCUGAAGGUGGUGGAAGCAGACCCCUACGCGCGUGGGGACUCCGCCACGUCAUCCUACAAGCAGUGCCGCCUGGAGGGGGGCGCCAAAAUAGGGGUCCCCCCCUUCGUCCAAACCGGGGACACUGUCAUCGUGGACACGGCGGAGGGAGCGUUCGUGAAACGUGCAAACGCCUCUUGA